Adineta ricciae is the source of this 1173-nucleotide messenger RNA. Lineage: Eukaryota; Metazoa; Rotifera; Eurotatoria; Adinetida; Adinetidae. The record is from the annotation of a GenBank genome assembly.
AUGAAACGCACAACAACUUGCGAUGUUGCUGAUACAUCAGCAUCUGCAUCAUUAACUUGCUUAAAUGGCUAUGUAAUUCACAUAAACAAAAUAGCGAAAAACAGUUCGAAUGAAAAUCAUCAUUACUCUUUUCUUGUUUGCCUUGAAGAUCAAUCAACUGUUCGCGUUGUCAAAUACUUAGGAAAAGCACCAUCAUGUUGUUUAUAUCAACAACUAAAAGAAUCGUUGAAAAGUGGUAAUGGUGCAUCGAUUACAUCUCUACGAGAACAAAACGGACAGUUUGCGUGCACAGCGUCAACAAAAAUACUCGAAAAAAAACUCGAAUUUCGACCCGAAUGUAUAAAAACAGUCAGUCUUAGCAAUCUACGAGGUUGCCAUAAAGCUCAAAUGUGCACAGUUGAAGUGAAAGUGUGUGAAAUUCGUGAUGCCGUUCAAGUUGCAAUUGAACAAAACGAAUUCAAACGUAUUCAAAAAUUGAAAAAAUCGGUUGUUGUCGGCGAUUCCACUGGUGCGUUAGAAUUGACUCUAUGGGAAAAUCAAUUCGAUCAAAUAACGUUAGGAACGUCAUAUCAUAUUCGUCUACUUAAGAUACGCAUGUUCAACGAUCAAAUUUCAUUGAAUGCAACGUCGGACACGUCUUUUAUCAAAAUUGAUGAUCUUCGCGAAGUUAUCGAACAAAUCGAUAACAAUCUAAAUUCGUACAAAUCGGAUAAAGGUCAAAUUGUCUUCGUCGAACCACUCGACAAUCAAUACAAAUGCCAAGGUUGUGGUGACACCAAUUUCAGCGAAAACGAAAACACAAUCUCGUGUAAUGAUUGCCGAUCUCGAUUCCUAAAACAAGACACGAUUCAAGACGAUUUUAUCAAAAUCAAAAUUGCAACAUAUGCCAAUGAAGAAUACAAUCUCAAAGUUAACAAAUCUCUCUUAUCGGUAUUGUUGAACAAUAGUACUCUCUUGGGCACGACUGACACACAAUCAAACAACUUCGAAGAAAAUCUUGAAAUAAUCAUAGGAUUCAAUGUUGAAUUUGCUUAUGAUUAUCACAUCGGUUAUAUCAAUGCUCUUGAAAUAAUAAAUCAAAAUCAACCAAAGGAAGAAAGUAUCCAUGACUUUUUUUUCUUUAAUGAACGAUUUUUAUUUGUUUACAUUUGUUUAGAUCAACUAUCUGCUUGA